UCACGCGGUUUCAUCGGAUCAUGUGACCGAUUCUGCGCGCGACCCAGAUUCGGGCUGGGGACGGACGCGACGGGAUGGAGGCGCGGUUCCUGCUGGCGGUCGCUGUGAGUCUUGCGGGCUGGUGGUGUUCCCUAGCAUUGGGCUGGGCCCCAGAGCAGGACCAGAGUCUCCGGGUCCCUGCUGGAUGGAGCCACGUGGACCGGGUCGCUCCCUUGGAUGAGCUCGUGUUGACCUUUGCCCUCAGGCAGCAGAAUGUGGAGCAUCUGAUGAAGCUGGUGGGAAGAGUCUCAGACCCUGAUUCACCUCAGUAUGGAAAGUACCUGUCACUGGAGGAGCUGUGCACACUUGUCCAGCCAUCUCGCCUCACGCUCAACACCGUGCACAAGUGGUUGGGGGCCUAUGGCAUCAAGGGCUGCAAGACCAUUAGCACCUUGGACUUCCUAGAGUGCGUGAUGCCAGCCAGCACGGCGGAGCGUCUCCUGCCAGGAGCCCAGUUCCAUCGCUACGUGAGCGGCCAGCGCAGCGCUGUGCGCUCCCCUGUCCCCUACACCCUCCAUGAGGAGCUGGCUGAACACAUUGACUUUGUGGGUGGCCUGCACCGGUUCCCUGCGGAAAGGAAGGUGGUGACCAGAGCCUCGGGGGAGGAGGAGGCGACGGCGCAGUACCAGCAGAGGAGGGCAGCUUUCCAUCUGGGUGUGACGCCCUCUGUCAUCCGCAAGAGAUACAACCUGACAGACAGGGACAUCGGGGCAUUGCCCAAUAACAGCCAGGCCUGUGCCCAGUUCCUGGAGCAGUAUUUCCACCCGGCUGACCUGGCGGAGUUCAUGAAGCUCUUCGCAAGCAGCUUUGGGCACCGCUCCCGGGUCGACCAGGUGGUCGGGCACCAAGGGCUAGGCAAGGCGGGGCUGGAGGCCAGCCUGGAUGUGGAGUACAUCAUGAGCACAGGUGCCAACAUCUCCACCUGGGUCUUCAGUAACGCAGGGAGGCAUGAGAGCCAGGAGCCCUUCCUGGCCUGGCUGCUGCUGCUCAGUAACAUGUCCUCGGUGCCCUGGGUGCACUCGGUGAGCUACGGGGAUGAUGAGGACAGCCUGUCCGGGGCCUACAUGAAGCGCCUCAACGUGGAGUUCAUGAAGGCUGCUGCACGGGGCUUGACUGUGCUCUUCGCCUCAGGUGAUGCAGGAGCUGGCUGCAGAAAGCUUGCUGGAGGGAGCCACACUUUCCGGCCCGGCUUCCCAGCCUCCAGCCCCUAUGUGACCACGGUGGGUGGCACAGCCUUUCGGAACCCCUUCCGAGUGACUUGGGAGGUGACGGACUAUAUCAGCGGCGGGGGCUUCAGCAACGUCUUCCCUAUGCCGGACUACCAGGCUGCAGCUGUCAGGAAUUUCUUGCGCUCAGCUCCAAAGCUGCCACCCCGCUCCUAUUACAACAGCAGCGGCCGUGCCUACCCCGACCUGGCUGCCCUGUCUGACAACUACUGGGUGGUGACCAACCGCAUCCCCCUGCCCUGGGUGUCUGGGACAUCGGCUUCCACCCCUGUGGUGGGGGGCAUUAUGGCCCUGAUCAACGACCGUCGUUUGCAGAAAGGUCUGCCGCCUCUGGGCUUCCUGAACCCGGCACUCUACAAACUGCAGGAGAAGGGGCCUACUGCUGCCUUCUACGAUGUUACCCAGGGCUGCCACCUGUCGUGUCUGGAUGCAGCAGUGGAAGGGCAGGGGUUCUGUGCUGGCCCCUCCUGGGACCCUGUGUCAGGCUGGGGCACCCCCAACUUCCCACAGCUUCUGAAAGCUCUGCUCAACCCGUGAUGCCGGCAGCAGGAGGAAAGGGCUGGGGCUAGAGCAGAGUAUGCAGCAGGCAGGACCACCUCCGUUCUCGCCCCCUCCCUACUACCACAUCGAACCUGAGAUGGGGCACCUUCCUCCGAGCUGUAGGACCAAGGGGCCAGGUCACUGCUGUUCCUUUACCUUACUGAGCAGGCAAGGAUUCAGGGCCUCCUGGAAAGAAACGGCUCAGGCUUCCCCCUACCUCGCGCUCAGGCCUGCUAAUGCCUCCCUCCAGUUAUCUCAGGCACUGCUACUCUGCAGUCCAGUGCGGCAGCUGAGCACUGCAUUCCUCUGCCUGGCCCCAGGCCCCCAUGAGGGUGACACAGUGGGAGCUGCUUUGCGGGAGUCCCACACAGGGAGGGGAGAUGCUCUCACAUGAACUUUCCUCAGGGGAAGAAGUGGGAGCAAGGCUCACCCUGGCCCCCACUGGCAAUAAAGGUCUUGGCUCUAGAGCAGGGGUCCCCAACCCCCGGUCCGCGGCCCGGUACCGGUCCGCGGCCUCUUACAAACCGGGCCGCGAACCGACCCAGUGCGGGAGGUGUACCCGAGCCGCAGGACGAGCGCUCCCUCCGCAGUCAUGCCUGCGGGAGGUCCGCU
Molecule: messenger RNA, 2417 nt
Organism: Mauremys mutica (yellowpond turtle)
Lineage: Eukaryota; Metazoa; Chordata; Testudines; Geoemydidae
Gene: TPP1
Product: tripeptidyl peptidase 1
Exons: 13
Coding region: 75-1802 (575 amino acids)
Biological process (GO): central nervous system development; proteolysis
Molecular function (GO): serine-type endopeptidase activity; tripeptidyl-peptidase activity
Source: RefSeq, a predicted model, not a curated record